UCCGCUUUAAAAGUCAAAGAAGAAGAAGAUGAUUGGUAGCGCUGUGCUGUGUGCUAGCCGUGGCUGAUAAGUAACAGAAUAUUAUGAACAUAUUUAUAUUCCGUGUUUAGUUUAACUAACAAAUCAAGGCGCUAAUAGUUUCCUGAGUGGUCUGACUCCAGAUAUGGCGCAUCUUACCCAAAACCCCGCUGAUAAAGAGAGGUUUAUCUGCCUCUAUCCCAUCUACAUCAACAGUAAGAAAACACUCGCUGAAGGACGCCGGAUCCCCUCUGGGAAGGCGGUGGAGAAUCCAUCCUGCGCUGAGAUCAGAGACGUUCUGGCGGCUGCAGGGAUGAACGUCUACGUAGAAAACAAGAUGCACCCUCGGGAGUGGAACAGGGACGUCCAGUUCAGGGGCCGGGUCAGAGUCCAGCUGAAGCAGGCAGAUGGAAGCUUGUGUCAGGACAAAUUUGGAUCUCGUAAAGACGUGAUGUUCUACGUAGCCGAGAUGAUCCCCAAACUGAAGACCCGAACCCAGAAGAGCGGAGGAGGCGAGACCAGCUCUCAGCAGGGAGAAGGAGGAAAGAAAAGCAAGAAGAAGAAGAAAUGAACUCCCAGAGACGAUCUUUAGGAUGAGAAUUAGGCGGGGUCAGAUCUUGAAGUUCGGAGUUUUCUUCAGGAUUUGUUUUUCAGCUGCAAACGUUUUAGUUUCACCUGUUUUUUCUUUUUUAGUUAAAGUUGAUUAAGAGCAGAGAGGAUGUGAGAAAAUGAUGAGAUUUAACUUUUGAGAUAGUCUCCUGGUUCCAGAUCAGUCACACUUGGUUCCUUAUGCUGGUCCUUUUUGUUGUUUUGGUUCUGUUGGACCAGAACCCACCUGUCUAUAAUAAACUGGGUAAUAUUUGUUCCUGCA
Molecule: messenger RNA, 889 nt
Organism: Nothobranchius furzeri (turquoise killifish)
Lineage: Eukaryota; Metazoa; Chordata; Actinopteri; Cyprinodontiformes; Nothobranchiidae
Gene: srp19
Product: signal recognition particle 19
Biological process (GO): SRP-dependent cotranslational protein targeting to membrane, signal sequence recognition; SRP-dependent cotranslational protein targeting to membrane
Cellular component (GO): signal recognition particle, endoplasmic reticulum targeting
Molecular function (GO): 7S RNA binding
Source: RefSeq, a predicted model, not a curated record